Molecule: messenger RNA, 498 nt
Organism: Malassezia pachydermatis
Lineage: Eukaryota; Fungi; Basidiomycota; Malasseziomycetes; Malasseziales; Malasseziaceae
Product: 60s ribosomal protein l12
Exons: 3
Coding region: 1-498 (165 amino acids)
Biological process (GO): translation
Cellular component (GO): cytosolic large ribosomal subunit; ribosome
Molecular function (GO): large ribosomal subunit rRNA binding; structural constituent of ribosome
Source: RefSeq, a predicted model, not a curated record
AUGGCGCCUAAGAUCGACCCGAACGAAGUCAAGAUCAUUUACCUCCGUACCACUGGUGGUGAGGUCGGUGCUCCCUCGGCUCUGGCCCCUAAGAUCGGUCCGCUCGGUCUGUCGCCGAAGAAGGUCGGUGAAGACAUUGCCAAGGCCUCGAGCGAGUGGAAGGGUCUCCGUGUGACCAUCCAGCUGACUGUCCAGAACCGUCAGGCUGCUGUGGCCGUUGUGCCGUCGGCCUCGUCGCUGGUCAUCAAGGCCCUGAAGGAGCCGCCGCGUGACCGCAAGAAGGUCAAGAACAUUAAGCACGGUGGCAAUAUCCCUCUGGAUGAGAUCAUCGAGAUUGCGCGGACCAUGCGCUUCAAGUCGUUCGGUCGCAACCUCGCCGGCACCGUCAAGGAGAUCCUUGGUACCUGCCAGAGCGUUGGCUGCACUGUCGACAAGCAGCCCCCGCACGAUGUCAUUGAGGCUAUCGACGAGGGUAACGUCGAGAUCCCGGAGGAGUAA